Rhagoletis zephyria (snowberry fruit fly) is the source of this 1216-nucleotide messenger RNA. RefSeq names its product early nodulin-75. NCBI's taxonomy places the organism in Eukaryota, Metazoa, Arthropoda, Insecta, Diptera, Tephritidae. The record is from RefSeq and is a predicted model, not a curated record.
AGAUAAAUAUACAAAAAGUAUUUACAAAUAAGUAAAUAAGUGGAAACUGAAGUGCGGCGAAGUUGCCGAAAUCGAAAGCAGUCGAAAAACAAUUGCAGUGCAGCAAUAUGGAAGCGAAGAUUCUCAUCAUCCUGCUAAUUGCCAUUAACUGUUACUCCAGCUGCGGUGCAGCAUUACGUCGCACACCAAAAGUCUACAACGCACUUAUUACGACCGAUGAGAAUCUGACUUCAAGCCGCGCCUAUCCCGUCAUACAGCCCACCAUACAUGAGAGUGGCCUAGCGCAUUACCCCUUCGGCCCGUAUAAUCCCUAUGGCUUUUACACGCCACCGCUAGUGCGUUUCGGUCAACCAAUCGUGCCGGGUUUGGCUCCAAAUCAACAGUUUCCUUAUCCAUUGCCACAACAACGCUUUCCACCGCAAUUCAUGCAUCUAGCGCCCCCAAAUAGUGGACCGCAGCUUGUGCCGACACCCAAUGCGGCUGCGCAGCAGCCCCCUCCGCAAGAUGGCUCGCCAGUGGAAAGCACACCACCCACCGCGCCACCACCAACUGAAGAGCAACAACCGGUUCAGCCGCCUACUUUGCCACCACCUCCAAAAAAUCCUACUUACAUGCCACCACUUGAGCCGAUUCCUCCCAAACAGGCGCCUCAUGAAAAACUACCAAUUCCUUUAAACGAAUUUGGUCUACCACCAUCGCUUAUACCCUUGCAACAGUAUCCAAAUCGCAGCCCCAAUGGACCAGUGGCAUUGCCACCGUACGCUUUCAAUCAGUAUCCGCUUAUCUAUGAUCCCAUCACCGGUUAUCGUGAGCAAUAUCUACCACCCUACGAAUAUUUCCCCAGUCACCAUCAACAUUUUGCAUUAGGCGGCGGUCCACCAGCCGCCCCCAAGCCAUUAGUACCGACACCACCAACGGCAGAGGCCAGUGUACCGGCACCGACACCAGCAUCGUUACCACCACCACCAAACCAACCGCCACCGCCAGCUUCGGACGAAGAAAUAGCGGCGAGUGAACCACAGCCCCAGCCUGAAGAUCCGCCACAGUUGCCGCCUGCUGUCGGUUUCGAUAGCAUAAAGAAUGCGUCGAAGAACAAGAACAGCGCUGUGCCUGAUGUGCCGCCACCGCCAAUUCCAUCAGGCGCCAAGACGCAGCAAUCUUAAUGCGCCCGCAUUAUGUAGAAGUUUUGAAGUAAUUUUUACUUGGCUUAAAGUUC